AGGAGUCCAAGUAGCUGAUGAAGUAUGCCGCAUUUUUUAUGAUAUGAAGGUUCGGAAAUGUUCCACACCAGAAGAAAUCAAGAAAAGAAAGAAGGCAGUUAUCUUUUGUCUCAGUGCUGACAAAAAAUGCAUCAUUGUGGAAGAAGGCAAAGAGAUCUUAGUGGGAGAUGUUGGUGUAACCAUUACUGAUCCUUUCAAGCAUUUUGUGGGAAUGCUUCCUGAAAAGGAUUGUCGCUAUGCUUUAUAUGAUGCAAGCUUUGAAACAAAGGAAUCAAGAAAAGAAGAGUUGAUGUUUUUUCUAUGGGCACCAGAACUAGCACCUCUCAAAAGUAAAAUGAUCUAUGCAAGCUCCAAGGAUGCAAUCAAAAAGAAAUUUCCAGGCAUUAAACAUGAAUGUCAAGCAAAUGGACCAGAAGACCUCAACCGCGCUUGUAUUGCUGAGAAACUAGGAGGAUCCUUAAUUGUAGCUUUUGAAGGAUGUCCUGUGUAGAUGAUCAUUCAGUGCCACAAGUUGAAAAGCUUCCAUGUUUAAUGUAUCUUCUUGCUAAAUAUGUAAAACAAAUAUAUUUAGGCCAGGGUUUCACUGAGGGGGAGCUGUCUUGUUCUAAACCAGAUAUUAUAUAAAUCUGUAUAAAAAUAACCCUAAAUAAAUCUAAAGUCUAAAGUUUCA
Molecule: messenger RNA, 670 nt
Organism: Gracilinanus agilis (Agile Gracile Mouse Opossum)
Lineage: Eukaryota; Metazoa; Chordata; Mammalia; Didelphimorphia; Didelphidae
Product: destrin-like
Exons: 1
Coding region: 44-490 (148 amino acids)
Biological process (GO): actin filament severing; cell motility; actin filament fragmentation
Cellular component (GO): actin cytoskeleton; cytoplasm; actin cortical patch
Molecular function (GO): actin filament binding
Source: RefSeq, a predicted model, not a curated record